GCGAUAACUCGGCACCAGCUGAUGCUGAAGCGCUGAUUUGAUGUGUGUUUUGAUUUCGAAUACUUUUAUGUAAUGGUGAAAGUGGAGGUGGAAUACUGUGGCAUCUGUAACUUCCGCGGACAGUGCCACCUGCUGCGCGAGUUCCUGCUGGCCUCCUCGCCCGACUUGGACAUGUCCUGCCACCAGGGACGGCGGGGAUCCUUUGAGGUGGCCAUCGACGGACAGCUGGUGCACUCAAAGCUCUCCUGUCUGGCAUUUCCCCAGCACGCGAGUGUGCUGGCCCAAGUGCAGAAGGCUGAGCGCGGGGAGCCCGUGGAGAAAGCCAUGGAACAGCCCAUCAAGGACUGCAUUGUUAUGUGAUCUUUUCAUGAUUUCAGUUGAAGUAACCUACUUUCAUGGAUAGACUGCUAAAAUAUGAUAGAACAAAAUCAUACGGUGCUAGAACAUUUGUGGCACCCUUUCCAAAACCUGUGAUACAUGGCGCUUUGUUUAUAAAUAUGAUAAUGCACUCCCUACUCCUUUAAUGGAUAGCUUGCUGAAUUUAAUGCAAUGGAAACCGGUUAAACUACAGAUCCAGUCUUUAGUGAAAUCAGCUAAACAGUCGCAUUAAAUGAUACCACUUUGCCAGUCGUUCUGGGCUUACACUUUA
Messenger RNA from Drosophila santomea, 649 nucleotides. RefSeq names its product migration and invasion enhancer 1. The record is from RefSeq and is a predicted model, not a curated record. The coding region runs from base 73 to 360 and encodes 95 amino acids. Gene Ontology annotation, biological process: negative regulation of apoptotic process; positive regulation of filopodium assembly. The transcript has 2 exons. Lineage: Eukaryota; Metazoa; Arthropoda; Insecta; Diptera; Drosophilidae.